UUGAUCAUGAAAAGUUUUGAGAGUUCUAUUAAAUAACAUAUUCCAUAAUAAAUUAUACGAGCCGCAGAGAAAUUUGAAUCACUUUUUGUAAAAGAGACGCAACAUCAUUAAUCUUAAAUCUUGUAUUUUAAGAUUAUGGCCAAAAACAAUAAGAGAAUAAAAAAGCAAUUAUAAUAGGAACCUAAAAUAGGAUUGUCUGAGUUGGGCCAUUUACAAUAAACAUUAAGGAAAUCUGGAACUUUUGGAAAUGAAAACUCCUAAUCAAUCAUUGUAAAAUAUAUAUAUUAAUUCUCUAGCACUGCAUGCAAAUAUUGAAGCCAGAAUUUGGGAGAUAAAUAUACAUAGAUGAACUCACAACUGUUAUUAGUGAACAAAUACCUUAUGAUAAUUCAGAUUUUAUUCAUGAUUAUUGUGAUAUUAAUUUAUGA
This is a messenger RNA of Paramecium octaurelia, 428 nucleotides long. The record is from the annotation of a GenBank genome assembly. Lineage: Eukaryota; Ciliophora; Oligohymenophorea; Peniculida; Parameciidae.